Molecule: messenger RNA, 3504 nt
Organism: Microplitis mediator
Lineage: Eukaryota; Metazoa; Arthropoda; Insecta; Hymenoptera; Braconidae
Gene: Grip75
Product: gamma-tubulin complex component 4-like
Exons: 8
Coding region: 236-2158 (640 amino acids)
Biological process (GO): spindle assembly; meiotic cell cycle; microtubule nucleation
Cellular component (GO): gamma-tubulin complex; spindle pole; centrosome
Molecular function (GO): microtubule minus-end binding; gamma-tubulin binding
Source: RefSeq, a predicted model, not a curated record
AAAAAUAUUUGAAAUAUUGCACUUAUAGUUUUUUAAAUUUUCUACAUGUGCAUAAUUUUAAUUGAGUUAAAAAAAAGUACAAAAACUGUUGAUUCCCUGUCAGUUUUAAAAUCAUAAAAAAUGAGGGAGUUAAUGAAAAAAUAAAUUAAGGAUUUAUAUAAAAUUUAUAAUAAAUACUAGACUUAUAUUUAUUACUGUUUAUUUUGUUUUAUAUAUUUAUAAAAUAUAAAUAAAAAUGUUACAUGAAUUAUUAUUAGCGUUGUGGGGUUGUCCUACAAGUUUAGAAGAAAUUGUUGAAAAUGAUAUUAUAAUACUUGAUAAAUAUUUUCAUCCUGGCGAAAGAGGGCUGAUAAAACAAAUAUUAAAAAUAGCUAAUGAUUGUAAUAAUAUAAGAAAAUUUAUAAAAACAUACUCAACAUCACAUGCUGAUCUAGAAAAUGCAAACGAACAAGAUCCAUUAAAUAGAGGAUUAUAUUUGCAAGCACUUUGUAAUGGUAUGGAUCAAGCAUUGGCGCCAUUUAGAGAUGAAAUUGUUGAGUUGGAAAAAAUGAUUUUAAAAAAUGCUCAUACUCCAGCCACCGCUAUUCUAUCUAAAGUUGAAAAUUAUCAGUUUUUAUUUAAUAUUCUCAAUAGUAUGAUUCGUAAGAUCAAGACACAAAGAAUCCAUGGAUGCUCAUUACUGCAAUGUGUCUACGAAUUAAUGAGCACGGACAUAAUUGAAGUUAAACUCGCGUUACAAAAAAUGUUGCAGUCAGUUCAUAUUAUUUUUUAUAAACAACUAACGAGCUGGCUGUUGUAUGGACACUUGGAGGAUACUUACAAAGAAUUUUUUAUCCAAAAAAAAGAAACGGCCCAAGAAAGUUUAUUGUUUGCUGACAACAAAGACAAUUCUGGUGAUAAUAAAAAUCAUAAUGACAUGUGGAAUUAUGAUAUUGCUGUCAACAUGCUGCCUUCUUAUAUAACAUUUACUCUAGCUGCUAAAAUAUUGUCGAUCGGCCAAACAAUUAUUAUUUUUGGUAAUGAUCCACGUGGAGGAAAAGAUUUUUUUGUAACGGAUAAAACCGAGUCGACAGUUUGGGGUGAGAAGGAGCAUGAGUACUUCAGAAAAUUACAAAACUUGCAAAUGAAAGCAGUUUUCAAUAUAAUCGAAUUUGAAAAUACGAUUGAUGAGUUAAAAAAAUGUGUUACCAAACUUUUGUGGCACAUUGUCGUUGAAGACGCACAGCUGCUGCAGCAGUUGAAAUACAUAAAGGAUUUCUACCUCAUUGGCAGGGGUGAUUUAUUCCUCGACUUUAUUAAAUUAACGUCUCAUAUACUCAGUAAGCCUCCGACGAAUCAUACAUCUAGAGAUUUAAAUCUCGCAUUUCGUAUGGCGGUAAGAAAAAUAAUGCUGAAUGAUGAAGGUGCUGUUGAUGAUUUUAUAUUUUCUGUACCAAUGCCCGAGACUUCGACCGAAGAUUCAAGUUCUUUAGAUUCUAGGAGCCAUGAAAAAACUCAAGAUCCUACUGAUAAACAAGGAUGGGGAAUGAUUGUUUUGCAAUACCGUGUGUCAUGGCCACUACAAUUAUUAUUUAGUCCAAAAGCAUUAAAUGAUUACAAUACAAUCUUCCGGUUUCUUUUACGAGUUAAAAAAACUCAAAUAAACCUUUGGAAUUUAUGGACUGAACAUACGUGUUCAAAAAAUAUUGAUAUCGGAGUAUUGCAACUGAGGAAUAACUUAAUAUUUAUUCUUGACAAUCUCCAAUAUUAUUUACAAGUCGACGUACUCGAAAGCCAGAACACAAUAAUGGAAAAUCGUAUGAAGAAUACAGAAAAUUUUGAAGACGUUCAAACAGCCCACUCAGUUUUUUUAGCCAACGUAUUAUCCCAAACAUUUUUAGCAAGCAGCAAUGAGAAGCAAAAAAAUACAGUAAAUAAUUUACUCCGUUUACUGCUACGUCUUUGCGACGACUUUAUCCUGCAAGUAUCCAUAUGGGAAGUUAAUAAACUCUUGAGCACAGAAAAGGAAGAAUUAAAAGCGUUAACAGACACAUUGAUGACGAUAAUGGACGUCCUGAUAAAAACACUAAACAAAGUACGCGCUCAGCCGAGUGGUGUACAUUUAGCGCAAUUGCUACUGCGUCUCGACUUCAACCGUUGGUUCAGUAUGCAAAUGUAAUCAAUGGGUACAUUGACUCACCAGAAAUACUUGAAUGCUUUGAAUUAAUCUGUCCUAAAACGGGCCUACGACCUAGCCGGCUGCUAAAUACUAUAAAAUCCUCCAAAAACUAUGUCCGUUUUGGUCCUAUCAACAGAAUAUCCAAUUCAGUCGAUGCUAUCUGCUCGGAUGUGAACUUCUUCGGCUGUCCCUACCCAUCCUUUUGAACGUCUGUCAAAAAGCUGGUACUGGACUACAACGACUAACCACGAACCCCUCUAUGGGCAAUCUCUUGUCAUCAUUAUUUAUAUAUCUAUAUUACAAUCCAUCGCUUAGAGCGUAUACCUGUUUAAUUAUUUCGCCUGUUACUUUCCUUUCAUUCUUUAUAUUAAUUGUUCAUGUACAUUGCCGAUUGGCGUUAAAUAAAUAAAUAUAUAUAAUUAUAUGCCAUACAUAUCUAAUUACAUAUAAUCCAUAUGUAAUUACAUAUAAUUAUAAGAAAUGUAUUGAAUUUGAAAGUCUGAAUUUAAAAAUUUGCUAUAAAAUACAUGCAUUCAAAAAGGCAGUCCCUUUAAUUUCUUUUUAAUCCCUGAAUAUUUUAAACUGUAAACAUGAAUAAUUAUAUGUAAUUGGACCAUUACAUUGGGCCAUUUUUCAUGUAUAAUUUUUUUUACCCGGGUGAUAAUUUAUUUGAAUUACCAAUAAAAUAAAACAAUUACUUGAGCAUUAAUAGCAGGACUAGGUUGACUCAAUAACUCUUUAAUACAUUCAACAUGUCCAGCUCUCGCUGCCCAGUACAGAGGAGUAUUACCCGCAGAAUCUAAUCCAGUCCCCGACACCCCUUGUCUCAGGCACUCUUGAAGAAAUGAUAAAUUGCCCCUUCUGGCAGCUUCAUGUAAGGGUAAUUCAACUUCCUCCGUCUGUUCUUCAACUAAAGCAUCAAAAAUACAAUUACCGAUAUUGAUAAACGUCAGGAAACAAUUAACAACAAUAUUAGUACCAUAAUUAGAGGGGAUAAGUCCAUCUUUAUCACCACAUUUAGCUUUCCACCAGUUAGCAUCAGUGUCUCGGUCAUAAACAUAAAGUAUUUCUCCUUCUUCGAAUGACAAUUCAUCAGCCUGAAUAAAAUCAAUAUGCAGUUAAUUGAUUGGUCAUGUUUACCCAAUUGAUAACAGUAAUUAAACAAUUAAAAGUAUGUAAUAUAAAGCAAUACUUCUUACAUGCUGAGCUGUGUAGUUAUACAAAGCCCUCACUACCUUCACUUUCCCUUAAAAUAUUAAUUUUAAUUAAAAAAACAAUUAAUUUUUAAAAAUUGCAAUCGUUAAAAACAAAAGUUUAUUUAUUUAAUAAAUAAAUUAAUUAAUUAA